UUGUUCGCGCUGCUUCGUGUUUUCAAAGCAAGCUGCAUUUAAUGUUCCCCCCCAAAUGUUAGACUAACUCAUAUUUGUAUCACUGAGUUUUCUAGCUAGCUGUUCGUUGUUGCCUGUGCAUCCUUACUUGAUGGUUUGCUCAGUGCGGUCGAUUUUAUCUGGUCCGUAACUAGCUCACCUAAACUGAGCUUAGUGCGUUAGCUACCUCUAUCUUGCUGACAAAAGAUCUGUGAAAUGUCGUCCAAACCAACUUGUUUAAUUGUGGCAAGUGCGACUGCACAAGGAGUGUUUGCACAGUCGUUUCUCCAGUCAUUCACUCUCUGUAGCCCUGUCUUCAAUGUGCAGACCGCCACACCUGGGGGGAAGCCCAUUGACUUUGCUGGAGUCGAUGACGGCACAGCCCGCUGGGUGCAGGAUUUCAGCGUGAAGCCGUACGCCAGCCCUGCGAAGCUGGAGUCCAUCGAUGGAGGCCGCUACCAUGCUCUCCUGAUCCCAGACUGCCCUGGUGCUCUCAGCGACCUCGCCCACAGCGGCUCCUUGGCCCGCAUUCUGUCACACUUCACAUCCCAGCAGAAGCCUGUGUGUGCUGUGGGCCAUGGCGUCUCUGCUCUGUGCUGUGCUACAGAGGGACAGCGAUGGAUCUUCAGCGGCUACAGUCUGACUGGGCCUUCUGUGUUUGAGCUGGUGCGGCGUCCGGACUUUGCCAACCUGCCUCUGAUCGUGGAAGACUUUGUGAAGGACAGCGGAGGAUCCUACACCGCCAGCCAGGAGGACGCCGUGCACGUGGUUCUGGACCGGCACCUGAUCACGGGUCAGAACCUGCAGUCCACCUCGGCCGCCGUCAACAACCUGAUCCUGCUCUGCAGCGGCCGGUAAUGCCGCGCCCCCGCCGGUUUAGGAGCCGCCCCUGCACUCGGCCGGCCCGCUCCGCGUCCUGAAACCGCCCGCUUGCUCCCCCACGAAACGCCGCUCUGGGUCGUACAGGGGCCUGUGUGUCCGUCAUUUCUGCCCCAGUCACUAAAAAUGGACUGGUUUAGCCAGAAUUACCUUGUGAUAUACCGUACCGUUAUGUGUUGAAUGGAUACCCUCUUUGUUGUUCGUCCUUGGCCUAGUGUUUGUGUGUUCUGCUGGGCUGCUAACCGGAUGAGACGCAAGAUAAUGAGAAAUGUGUCUAAUUAAAAAGCACACGUCUUCCAUUUUUAAUUGUGUAAAGUGUGGAACAAUGAAAUGCUCCUACACACACACACACACACACACACACACAAACACACACAGACACACAGAAGACAUGCAUGUACUUACAGUUUUCUGGGAGCCUCAUAUGGGAACAUUAUAUUUGCUCCACAUAAAUACUCCUGCCGGGUGUUACACUCCCAAACCUUUUAGCUUCUCAGAAUGGGGCUUGCAGUGGUCAGAGUUCCCCCCCCCCCCCCCCCCCCCCUUAUGUUUUUGACCCAUCAAAAUAAUGUCAUGUUGGGGAGUUAAAAAGCACAAGUUUUUGGUUCUAGGUUUUGUGAUUCCCAUAGCAGCUGUUACUUGCUCACUCUGUCCUGUGACAAUAACUUGUGACUGUGACGCUUUUUCUUUCAUUCGUCAUUGUAAUGCAAACAAUAAUGAAUGACUCCAUGGUAAUAUGCAGACAACGCCACCAAAACUUUUCUUUACUUCACUGUGUGAUGUGAUCGUGUUCUUAACUAAAGCUGGGUAUUCACUGCAAUUUUUCUAGCCAAAUUUUGUGCAAUUGAGGGAGAAUUGAUUUGAGUUUUUUCAGAACAUUUGAUAUGAAAUAUUUAUAGAAAUAGGAUGGUCUUGAAGUGUCUAUCCGUAAUUUUUCAGUUUUAGUGUUUUAGUUGCAUCUGUGGUCACUGGUUUGCUUGCACUGGCCAGAUACCAGAAUUCCAUUUGAAGUUAAGCUACAAGCUACUAGGUCACAUGAACACUUAUUUUUCAUCGAAGAUAAUUUGGCGGUGUUGUAUUUCAUAGGAAGACUGCCUGCCUCCGUAAGGAGCUAUUUAAGAACGCAAACACAAAAAACAUUUUUUAAAAAUAAUUUAUUAUUGAGCAAAAUUAACAUUAAAUGCUUUGUUGGAGAAAGUAUGUGAAUUCAGUAACUGGUGUGACCCCCUGAGCAGCAAUAACCUCAGCCAAAUGUUUUCUGUAACUGUUCAUCAGUCCCAUAUAUCAGCUUGGAGGAAUUUAAGGCCUGCCUUACAAUUCUGCUCCAACUCAGUGAUGUUGGUGGACUUCCAUGCAUUUCUUCACAUUUCUAUAGGAGGUCUGGACUAUGACUUUGCCAUUCCAAAACAUUAAAUGAUUUCUUCUUUAACCAUUCUUUGAGAGGCUUACUUGUGUGUUUAGGUGUCUUGCUGCAUGACCCAUCUUUUGUUGAGCUUCAGUUCAGGAACGGAUACCCAGACAUUAUCCUGUAAUAUUUGCUGGUGCAAUCCAGAAUUCAUAGUUCCUUCGAUGAUGGCUAGCUGUCCUGGUCCAGAGGCAGCAAAGCAGCCCCAAACCAUGAUACUGCCACCGCCAUGCAUGUUGGAAUGCCAAACAUAACGCUUCUCUUUUAAACCAAUAAGUUAUAUUUUGGACUCAUGCCUCCACAGAACAUUCUUCCAAUAGCCUACUGGCUCAUCCACGUGGUCUUUGAAAACUUUACAGGCAGAAAUGUUCUUCUUGGAGAGUAGUGGCUUCCUCCUUGCCAUCCUGCCAUGCACACCAUGUUUGUUCAGUGUUUGCCUGAUGGUGGAUUCAUGAACACUGAUAUUAGCCAAAGCAAGAGAGGCCUGUAGAUCCUUAGAUGUUACCCUGCGGUUCUUUGUGACCUGGAAUAUUAUACGCCUUGCUCUUGGAGUGAUUUUUGCUGGACGACCACUCCUGGGGAGAGUAACAGUGGUGUUGAAUUUCCUGGUGAGCAUCAACAGCGUUUUCUGAGCUCCUCAGGAAUCUCCUUUGAUGGAGCCAUGGCACACUUCUAGAAUGCAGUGUGGUGACAGUGGAGACUUUUUUUCAAUAAGGCAGGGACCACUUAACUCACACCUGAUUGUCAUCCCAUUGAUUGAAACUCCUGACUCCAAUUACCCUUUUAAAUUAACUGAUAAUCCCAUGGGUUCACAUCACAUUACAUUACAAAGCAUUUAGCAGACACUCUUAUCCAGGGCGACGUACAACAAAGUGCAGUUCAAACACAGGAAGAGGACUGUGAAGAGGACCCUAGAGGACAGUAUGAGUCCUAGUGUGACCAUACAGAUACAAUUGGGACCCUUGAAGAAUACAUCAACUUACAAAAUAGCAUACCAUUGUUGGCAGCUAGAAUAUCCCGAGUACAACAAUGCAAUAUCACAUAAUUUUUUUCCAAUUUUGCUCAAUAAAUGAAUUAUAAAACAAUGUUUUUGUGUUUUUUUUGUUCAACUGAGUUCACUUUAUCAAGUUUUAGGACUUAGAUGAAGAUGUGUUCACAUUUUAGAUAAGAUUUAUGCAGAUAUACAGAAAAGUCACAAACUUUAUAGUACCACUGUACCUCAGAGCUGAGAUACGGAGACACAAAUCUUCCUUACAUCACUACGACAUUCCUAAUUGCCUGUAACGUACACCGAGUGCUCUUUUAUCUCCAUAUCAAAUUGACAUGCAUCACUUUGUAACCUUGUCAGUGAAAUUGCAUGACUUGGCACAAGGUUGAGCUUUCCUUUAUUGUCUAUUGCCAUAAUCUUGAUUUUCAUUAGGGCCUGAUUGUAUGAAAUCGUUGAAAAUACGUACUGUUAACCGCAUAUUGUAAAUAUAUUGAUGUUCACAAAUAAAAACCUUGAAAAGCAAA
Messenger RNA from Conger conger (European conger), 3814 nucleotides. It is a transcript of the gene gatd1, whose product is annotated as glutamine amidotransferase class 1 domain containing 1. The coding region runs from base 235 to 876 and encodes 213 amino acids. The record is from RefSeq and is a predicted model, not a curated record. NCBI's taxonomy places the organism in Eukaryota, Metazoa, Chordata, Actinopteri, Anguilliformes, Congridae. The transcript is spliced from 7 exons.